This is a messenger RNA of Plutella xylostella (diamondback moth), 1905 nucleotides long. RefSeq lists its product as uncharacterized. The record is from RefSeq and is a predicted model, not a curated record. NCBI's taxonomy places the organism in Eukaryota, Metazoa, Arthropoda, Insecta, Lepidoptera, Plutellidae.
UUGUGUUACGGCACACUAGUACGCUAGCUGAUAAGCAGAGCAGCUAAUACACGCACUGAGCACUAGAUGGCGCCACUCUCGGAAUAUCACGUCAUGAACAGCCAAUCAGAGCCAGCCUUCAUCACGACAUAUUCACGGGGACCAAUAAGAAGACGCCAACACGAUGUCCGCCUGCCUACGUCAUUGAAGAAGCCUGUAGAUCCUCACACGCGCAACUAACACUCACACAUUCGAAUUCGCCUCUCACCUAACUGCCACUGUAUAUUUAAAAUAUUGUAAAUAAUUAAUAAAAUCAAAGUCUACACGCAAGAAAGUUGUCGCCUACAUCAUUUCCACAACCACCAACUGGAGAGCCUAUGACCGCAGCCCUAAGCCCCAACAUCUGGACCUUCUACGCCGAACACCUGCUGGAACCAGCUCCUUGGACGGUGAAGACGCACUCGUGGAAGAUCGGCUUCAACACUCAGCAGCAGGCAGCAUCACGCAUCAUCUGUGCCAUAAAAUUGCCUCAUCAUCUGCUUACCACCUGUCGCUUGUGCUUGUGCCUGUGCUACCUACACAUCAGCUACGACCUGCUAAAAGCUGUAAGUACUCCACAUUUUCACUCGCACCAUGAUGACUAGCACUAGGGACACGUCACCAAAGAUAGAUGAGCUAAUUAAAGUCCUUAACAAGAAAAGAGGAUCUAUUAAAGGUAGAUUAACGAACUUUUCUAAAUAUGUAGAUAAGUUUGCUGAUAAAACGUUAUCAGAAAGUCAGCGCGCAGAAUUAAAGUUACGCAUGCAAGGCGCAUUAAAUUUAUAUGCCGAGUUUAACGAAAUUCAAAACAAAAUUGAAGAAAAUAUUUCUGAUAGCGAACUAUCUAGUCAGAUUGAAAGCCGGGAAACCUUCGAAAUGGAUUAUUAUAGUGUCCUUGCUAAGGCUCAAUGCAUGACCAACGAUGAUAGGUCUGCAGGGAGCUCAAAAUCAUCUAAUUUUGAAUGCGCAUCAGUUCAAUUGCCUACAAUAAAUCUACCUACCUUUGAUGGUUCAUAUGAGCACUGGUUAGAGUUUCGUGACACGUUUACAUCCCUAGUUCAUAACAACAGCAAAGUAGAUAAUUUCGGUAAACUUCAUUAUCUGAAAAGAUCAUUAAUAGGUGACGCAAAAUCCGUGAUCGAUUCUAUCGAAAUUUCAUCUGCCAACUACUCCAUCGCAUGGGAGUUGUUAUUGAAUAGGUACAACAAUAGCAGGUUAUUAGUGCACACACAUGUAAAAUCAUUGUUUUCCCUGCAAUCUUUAUCAAAAGAAUCACCUGACCACAUUAGAAAGUUCAUUGAUACCAUUCUAAAAAACAUACGUUCCUUGAAAAUGCUCGGUGAACCCGUCGAGCAUUGGGACACACUCAUUGUUUACAUGGCCGUGUCCAAAUUAGAUCAAAUAACAGAACGUGAGUGGGAACAAUACAAAAGUAGAUUGUUAUCAAUGUGCAAUGAUUCUAGUUCGUCAAUAAAGAUAACCGAUUUAAUUAACUUUCUUAGGGACAGGGCGGAUAUGUUGGAGACAAUAAAUUUAAAUCACAAUAAACCUACAACCAGUUUCUACACGUCACGCGAACAUAAUAAAAAACCUAACAAUAAUCAAAAUUCGCCUAAAAUUCACUGCAACGUCAUCACCGGAAAAACAAAGAAUAAAUCACCGCAUAAUCACAACAGUUUCAAUCGCAACAAACCAUGUCCCAAGUGCAACGGUAAGCACUCGUUAUAUUCGUGUGAAUCAUUUCUGAAUUGCAAUAUUCAGGAUAGACUAAAGUUUAUUCAGGAGAAUAAGUUGUGUGAAAACUGUCUUCGGUCAGGACACGCUAGCACUGAAUGUAGGUACGUCGUUGACCUUGAUUGCGACGGGGGACAAAGGGAGCUCAGCUGA